Catharus ustulatus (Swainson's thrush) is the source of this 1818-nucleotide messenger RNA. RefSeq names its product Fanconi anemia group M protein-like. Gene Ontology annotation, molecular function: 3'-5' DNA helicase activity; nuclease activity; four-way junction helicase activity. The record is from RefSeq and is a predicted model, not a curated record. Gene Ontology annotation, biological process: double-strand break repair via synthesis-dependent strand annealing; replication fork reversal; interstrand cross-link repair. Lineage: Eukaryota; Metazoa; Chordata; Aves; Passeriformes; Turdidae. The annotation marks the transcript as partial. The transcript has 4 exons.
CCAAGCCCCUCACCCCAAUAUUUGUGUGUGGGGAGGGGCUGGGUAAGCCCAGGGCCCUCCUGGCAAGGAGCAGCAAAACCUUUGCAGUUUUUCCAAAACUUCCUAGGUGUGUUCUCCCCCCAGAUUCCUGAGCAAGACUCAGCUUAUGCUGAGGACAGUUUCUGUGUGGGAGAUGAGGAGGAGGAGGCUCAGAGUGGCUGCAGUGAGGAGGAAGUGUGUGUGAAUUUUGAUCUGCUCCUCGAGGGCUCCAGCAGGAAGAGCCGGUACCUGACCCGGCGCAGGAGCAGGCUGGAGCAGGCCAGGCUGCCAGGGAGCACUCCUGCCCUGGGGCAGAGGAAGAAACCAUCCAGAAUCAUUGUCCUGAGUGACUCCAGCGAGGAGGAGGCAGGAGGCAGCAGGGAGAAGCCCCUGGCAGCAGGGCAGGGAAAGGGGCAGCUCCCCAAAGCUCUGCCCUCAGCCCCCUCUGCUGGGGCAGCCCCAGCUCCUCAGGCUGGAGAGCAGGACACUCACAGGCUGCUGGGCUUGGAAACUUCAGAGUCUGGGAUGCUGGAUGUGCCCCAGGAGCAUCCAGGCAGGAGCACAUCCAUCCCCCCAGCUGGCCCUGGCUGCAGGAGCAUGGAUCUGCAGGCUGCUGCUGAGGUGUGCAGCUCUUUGAAGACCCACGGGAGCAGCUCAGGCUCGGUGUGUCCUGCUGUGCCAAACCCUUCCUCAGCCCUGGCUGGGAUCUCCCGAGUUCCUGGAGAGCAGAGCCCUUCCCUGGCUGGGAAUUCCCGAGUUCCUGGGGAGCAGAGCCCUUCCCUGGCUGGGAUCUCCCGAGUUCCUGGGGAGCAGAGCCCUUCCCUGGCUGGGAUCUCCCGAGUUCCUGGGGAGCAGAGCCCUUCCCUGGCUGGGAUCUCCCGAGUUCCUGGGGAGCAGAGCCCUUCCCUGGCUGGGAUCUCCCGAGUUCCAGCAGAGCAGAGCCCUUCCCUGGCUGGGAAUUCCCGAGUUCCAGGAGAGCAGAGCCCUUCCCUGGCUGGGAUCUCCCGAGUUCCCGGGGAUCAGAGCCCCUCCCUGUGCAUCCUGGCCGACAGCCGGGAGAUCAGCUCGGGGCUGGAGGUGAUCUCGAGCCUGCGGGCCGUGCACGGGCUCCGGGUGCAGGUUUGCUCCCUGGGCACCAGCGAUUACAUCGUCAGCAACCGCCUGGCCGUGGACAGGCUGCUCCAGUCCGAGCUGCAGAGCCCCGGGAACAGGAACAAACUCAGCCAGAGGCUGCAGCGCCUGCAGGGCACCUUCGAGAGGAUCUGUGUGAUUGUGGAGACAGACAGGGUCAGGCCAGGAGAAACAUCCCGGUUUUUCCAAAGGACUCAGUACUAUGAUGGAGUGCUCUCAGCCUUGGUCCAGGCUGGAAUUAGGAUCCUCUUCAGCUCCUGCCAGCAGGAAACCGCAGCUCUGCUGCAGGAGCUGGCUCUGCUGGAGCACAGGAAGGACGCUGCCAUCCGGGUGCCCACGGAGCCGGAGGGGCACCGGCGCGACAUCCUCAACUUCUACCUGAGCAUCCCCAACCUCAGCUACGGAGCUGCCCUCAACCUGUGCCACUCCUUCGGCUCCAUCACAGCCAUGGCCAACAGCUCGGUGCCGGCGCUGGCAGCGGGGGCGCGGCUGAGCCGGCCCCAGGCCGAGGAGCUGCAGCGGUUCCUGCGCCACCACUUCGAGCUCCAGCUGCUGCCUCAGCCCCUGCCCGCCAAGGGCAAGAGCUGAGCUGGGCCCUGCGCGCCUGCACUGCACUUUACCCUCUCGGGAUCGGAUGUAAAUUAUGGAAAUAAAGACUUGUCAAACCUC